AUGAAGACGGUGAGACGAGGGAUGAGAAAUUGGGAAAGAAGAAGGCUAGUCGGUCACAGCGGCAUAAAAAGUUAUCGAGCUGAGUUUCCAACUCCCCAUCCCAUGAAGAAACUUCGCACCUUCUCUUCUUUGCACUCAGUGAAACUUAGCAAAGAUCUGGCUUCCGGUGGUUAUAAUGAUAGUGGUCUACCUCCCUUGAAAAGCUUACAAGGAAGGCCUAAGAGGCUAUGGAGGUUAAUCAAGAAGCAAUACGAAGGUCUAACACCAUCAAAUUCUCAACCUCUAAAACGCAAGGAAAAACACCAGUGA
This is a messenger RNA of Sphenostylis stenocarpa, 309 nucleotides long. Lineage: Eukaryota; Viridiplantae; Streptophyta; Magnoliopsida; Fabales; Fabaceae. The record is from the annotation of a GenBank genome assembly.